GCACUAAUAGCAAUUUAACCUCACUUUGCUCUUUAACUUACAGUGAAAUUCAACAAACCUCAAAUUAAAAAUAAAAUGAUUUUGCGAACCAAAAUUCUACCAAAAACCAUUUCAGAUGGUGCAGUGACAAUUUUUACACUUUUUAUAGUACCAGUGGUAUACUGGUUUGAACUAUUCGUCGUUAUGCCGACAUUUUACAGUAUGUGGAGUGCAUGGUAUACGUUUCAUUUCGUUAUGGGAACAUUUAUAUUCGUGAACAUAUCCUCUAAUUACGCAGCGGUUGUGUUAAGCGACACCAGUAUUAAGGGAAGAUUCCUUCCGACAACGAGACAACCGAAUUGGCACUUUUGCGCUGUGUGCGAAUCGCUGGUGCCUCCACGGUCCUGGCAUUGCAGUGUUUGUAACAUUUGCAUUCUAAAACGGGACCAUCAUUGUAUGUUCACGAGCUGUUGCAUCGGCCACCACAAUCAACGAUACUUUUUGAUGUUUGUAUUAUAUGUGUUUAUUGCGUGUUGUUAUGCGACAGUAUAUAACGCGUUGUUUAUGUGGACCAGAUUUGAUUUUUCAAGUUUCAUCUCAUUAUUUAAGGUAGUGUUUCCAUUACUCAUGUUAAUAUUCGAUUACUCCUACAAUCAAAUUUACCUGUUUCUAUCUUUAAUUUUAUUUAUUAUCGGUAUAUUCACAGGCGCGUUGUUGUGUUAUCACAUUAACUUAGUAUUUCAAGGCACUGUGACUUACGAAUACAAUAAGAAUGUAAGAGAAUACGAUUUGGGAUGUAAAUUAAAUGUUAUAUCUGUUCUUGGUGAAAGGUGGUAUUUGGUUUGGACCUCUCCAUUUACAGAAAGUAAGUUGCCAAGUGACGGCAUCGUUUGGUUUAAAAAAGACUCGGUGAAAGCCAAAUAGUUGCCAAAUGGACUAAUUUUAUUGGGUCAAAUUUAAAUGUGAUAUGUGCACGUUCGUUUGCUCACACUCGAUAGUUUAGUACCUACAAUUUUUCACAGUUCAUUUGUAAAUAAUUUUAUAAUAAAAAUUGCAGAUAC
Molecule: messenger RNA, 1040 nt
Organism: Photinus pyralis (common eastern firefly)
Lineage: Eukaryota; Metazoa; Arthropoda; Insecta; Coleoptera; Lampyridae
Product: probable palmitoyltransferase ZDHHC24
Exons: 1
Coding region: 76-903 (275 amino acids)
Molecular function (GO): palmitoyltransferase activity
Source: RefSeq, a predicted model, not a curated record